Messenger RNA from Peromyscus californicus insignis, 1962 nucleotides. RefSeq names its product ALG1 chitobiosyldiphosphodolichol beta-mannosyltransferase (gene Alg1). Bases 31 to 1443 code for a protein of 470 amino acids. Lineage: Eukaryota; Metazoa; Chordata; Mammalia; Rodentia; Cricetidae. The record is from RefSeq and is a predicted model, not a curated record. Gene Ontology annotation, cellular component: endoplasmic reticulum. Gene Ontology annotation, molecular function: mannosyltransferase activity. The transcript is spliced from 13 exons.
AGGUCACGUGUUCGCCGCCGGCCGGCCAAGAUGGCGGCGUCCUUCGUGGCGCUGCUGGCUUUGGUGCUGCUGCUGCCGGUGCUGUUGCUGGGCGCGUGGAAGCGUGGGCGGCAGGCGGGUGCGGCCCCGCACGUGGUUGUCGUGGUGCUGGGCGACGUGGGCCGCAGCCCCCGCAUGCAGUACCACUCGCUGUCAUUGGCCCAGAACGGCUUCUCGGUGACGCUGCUGGGGUUCUACAACUCCAAACCUCGAGAUGAGCUCUUGCAGAGUGACAGGAUUCAGAUUGUGAAGCUGACAGAGCUGCAGAGUCUGGGAGCUGGACCCCGAGUUCUCCAGUAUGGAGUCAAAGUGGUAUUUCAGGCAGUGUACUUGCUAUGGAAGUUGAUGUGCACAGACCCUGCAGCCUACAUCUUCCUCCAGAACCCCCCGGGCCUGCCUGCCAUUGCCGUCUGCUGGUUGGUGGGCUGCAUCUGUGGGAGCAAACUGGUCAUCGACUGGCACAACUAUGGCUAUUCCAUCAUGGGCUUGGUGCAUGGCCCCCGACACCCCAUUGUGCUGCUGGCCAAAUGGUACGAGAAGUUCUUUGGGCGCCUGUCCCACCUGAACCUGUGUGUGACCAAUGCGAUGCGGGAGGACCUGGCAGAGAACUGGCGUAUCAGGGCUGUGACUGUCUACGACAAGCCAGCAUCUUUCUUUAAGGAGACGCCCCUGGACCUGCAGCAUGAGCUCUUCAUGAAGCUGAGCCACACGUACUCUCCUUUCCAGAGCUGCUCAGAGCCCUCGGACGCCAGCAUGGAGAGGUCUGCCUUCACUGAGAGGGACUGUCAGAGCGGGGUGGUGAGGAGUCUGCAUGGGCGGCCGGCACUGCUUGUGAGCAGCACUAGCUGGACAGAGGACGAGGACUUCUCCAUCCUGCUGAGAGCACUAGAAAAGUUUGAACAACUAGCAGUGAGUGGAGACAGCCUUCCUUCCUUAGUCUGUGUGAUAACAGGGAAGGGGCCUCUCAGGGAGCACUACCGCCACCUCAUCGGGCAGAAGCACCUCCAGCAUGUCCAGUUCUGCACCCCAUGGCUGGAGGCUGAGGACUAUCCGCUGCUUCUAGGGUCAGCGGAUCUGGGUGUCUGUCUGCACAUGUCUUCCAGUGGUCUGGACCUGCCCAUGAAGGUGGUGGACAUGUUUGGGUGCUGCUUGCCUGUGUGUGCCGUGAACUUCAAGUGUUUGCAUGAGCUCCUAAGACACGGAGAAAAUGGCCUGGUCUUCAAGGACGCGGAGGAGCUGGCAGCCCAGCUGCAGAUGCUUUUCUCAAAGUUUCCUGACCCUGCUGGAAAGCUAAACCAGUUCCGGAAAGAACUCCGGGAGUCACAGCAACUGCGGUGGGACGAGAGCUGGCAGCGGACUGUGCUCCCUUUGGUCACUCACAUUGACCUCCAGGCCAGAGGCUAGGGCUCUGUCCUCAGGGUGUGGAAUGAGGCCCCGCCCAGCUCCAUCCCUCCGGUACCGCAACCCCUUCCCAGCCGGCCCCUGCUCCACUUUGUCCCUGGUGGGCUUUUGAGUGCCCCCUAGUGGCCAGAAGCCUAAGGACGGCAGAGGACGCAGAAGGGAAAUGGAUGAUCUGGCAGCUGCUUCAAUCGCUGGCUCUUGAGAAGCUCUUCUCUCUGGUGACCCUGUCAACCUCUCAGUCCCUGGUUUUUGUGUCCAGACUCUCACAUUCCUGUGUUCUGGUUCUGCUGGGCUGCCAUGAGCUCUGGGAUAUCGUGUGUUCAAGGCCUGAGCUGUCUGGCAGGACAAUCAUACUUGAUAAAUUCAUGUUUUUAUUAGUGCAAAGGAAAUGCUUGCUCUGAGCCUGUGUCCAUUCCAGAUGAGUUGCUGAGGACAGGCACCAGCACUCAAAGCCUGUGCUUACUGUACAUCUGUGGUUUGUUAUUUAACAUUCCUGCCCAACAAAAGCCUUUUCAGCUCUCC